AUGAACUUUAUUACAAAACAAGUUGAAAAGAAAAUAGGUGUUGACCUCAAUGGCGAUGGAGUUAUCGGCUCUGGUUACAGACAUGGACAUGGUGGUGGAGGUGGUCUAUUAAAUCAAAUAGAAAGAGCUACUCAUAUGGAUCUCAAUGGAGAUGGACGAAUAGGUGGUGGAGUUCCACAUUACAAUCAGUAUGGCGCUCCUGGUGGUUAUCCUCCACAAUACAAUCAAUAUGGAGCUCCACCUUGCCAACCAAACUAUGGUCCAUAUGGUGGACCUGGAUAUGGCCCACAAUAUAAUCAAUAUGGUGCUGCGCCUUGUCCGCCACCAUAUAAUCAAUACGGCGCACCUGGUUAUGGACCAGCUCCACAUCAAGGCGGUGCCGGUGGUGGCUUAAUUAAUCAAUUGGAGAAAGUGACAGGUAUGGAUCUCAAUGGAGAUGGACGCAUCGGUGGGCACGGUUAUGGCGGACAGUAUAAUCCGUAUGGUCGUCAUUAUUAA
Molecule: messenger RNA, 498 nt
Organism: Adineta ricciae
Lineage: Eukaryota; Metazoa; Rotifera; Eurotatoria; Adinetida; Adinetidae
Source: the annotation of a GenBank genome assembly